CAGCCCGCACUUCCGCCCUUCCGCCGGGGCCUCAGUGCCGGGGCGAGCAGGGGGCACUGAGCGUAGCCCCGGCUCCGCCCCGCCCCUCGGCCCGUGCAGGGAGGCUCGGGGGGAAAACUGGGUGUGAGACGUGUUAGCGACUCGCGUUGUGCUUUUCCUCGGGAAGAAAGCGAGGCGGAAGGAUCACUAGAGGGCACUAGGCACCGGCGGGAGCCGCGGGGAGAGCCGGGCUGCCGAGAGGCAGCGAGCGCGGCGGGAGCACCUGGAAGGCUCGUGGUUCCCCGGCCGAGCGCUGAGGUGAUGCUGUGAGAACAUGAGUAGUGUGAAGGGACUUUUGGCUGCCUCUGUGAUUUCCAUCCAGAAUUCCUGCUUCAUCUAUCCUGCCUGUCAAAACUGCUUAUCUAGGCUGAUGCUGGAUUCUAGGAGGUUUAAUUGUCUAAAAUGUGGCUGCACAGGUGAAGCUAAAGAUGCAAGCUACAGAUAUAGAUUGUCCCUAAAGAUUGCUGACACUAGUGAUUUGUUUGACAUCACUGUUUUUGGAAGUUGCUUAGAUCCAUUCUUUGGAGUCACCGCAGAAAAUCUGCAGAGGUAUAUUCAAGACUUCAGUCAGCUGUCGGGAGAAACAAAUGCAGAGGCACCUACAGGAUUAUUAGUUCAAGCAGUGGAAACCUGUUUCAUUGGAAAAAGAUUUAUAUUUGGAUUGAAGGGUUGUGCAAGGGAAGAUGGAGGGUGUUCUGCUGCCAGCAGCAUCUUGCAAAACUGUUCCAGAACUAAUAGAAGUACGAAAAACCUUACAGCUUGCCAGAUCUUCCUGCCAAAUGCUGCUGUUACUGGCUUUACUGUUAUCAGCUACUUAGAUCAUCUCUUGCAGUCGGCAAAACUCAGGAGUGGUAAUAACACCUCAUAUUUACCUGAUGCAUCAUCAGCUCCAAUGGAUGAACCUCUCAGUGAGCUCAGCAGCUUGUCUAGCCUGAACAGAAACUCCUGUUUUGUUCAGUCUAGUAGCAGAGAAAGUUUUUUAGGGUCCUGGCAACAAUCCUUCAGCCUGACUUCAUCUGUUGCUUGGGUAACAGCGGAAGACUUUCCCACUCUGGAAGUGGGAAAGCUGGUGAGUGAACAGCAUGAAGAAGAGGCGAGGACCGUCUCUGCAGAAUUGUGCAGUGUAAGCCUCAGCAAUCAAACUCCUUGGGAUUCACAGUUUUGCAGCUCUUCCGUGAAGGAAGGAGAUAAAGAGAAGGAUAAUGAAUUAAGUUCUCAGCUUAGUUGGAUUGACAGUAUCUCUGUAACUGGUAAAUUGGAGAGAGUACCCUCUCCAAGGAGUGAAUGUUCACAAGGAAACUGUUCCAGGUUGUUACAACAUCCCUUGGAAUCUGAGGUAAAACACAUUUGCCUGAAGACUAAUAGAAAUUGUUACCCAGAAAAAUUCCACAACUCCUUUGUUUACAAGAAAGGUGCCUCAGCUCCUCAUCAUGUAACUGUAGCUGGAGUGUCUCAGGUGGGCUCUAUGUUUUGGGAAGAGCUCCCGUUCUCGGAAAGCCUAAAUGAUUUGUUAGCCAGAAUAGAAGACAGCAAGGAUAUUGUAACAUCACCCAGCCUUGAUGCAGGCAGAUAUGCCCUUCUUGAACAUAGAAAGUUGAGUGUAAAUCUUAACAAAUCAUGUCCCAGGCAAACCCCAGUGGCUGGUGAUUUGCCAAGGAGCAUCUCGGGGAGGUUCUUGCCACCAGCAGAGAAUGAUAGUUGGGAUAGUUGGGAGAACACACUGUUGGCUUGUCUUCAGUCAAAUCCUCCAAGUGAUGAGGUGCCACAAUGUGAGUCUUCCUCUGGUAUAUUUUCUUCAACCAUUAAGGAAUGUGGAUCACCUUGCUUUAUAUCUAAUCCCCAUCUACCUCUUAUGUCACUGUCCUCACCAGUUACAUCAGAGCCUUCUGUUUUUGAGAGCAGAUGUGUGCAAUCCAAAGAAGCAGAUAGUGACACUGCAGAUUCAUCUUGGUCUUUUAUUAAUCUGCAUGGAGAAACCUCCUGUUUAAAAAGGAGCAAGGCAGCUACCUGUGUGCAUUCUGCACAUGAUAGCUCUUUAGCUGCUUGUGAAAAUAAAGAAAAUUAUUCUUCUACAGCAAGCCAAAAAACAGGUCUUACAUUCACAGGAGCCUGGGACUCUGAUCCAACAACUCCGCACAAUACAAGUAGGAUAUAUAAAAGAGAAUUAAAACCAUUGACAAUGCUGUCAGAUAAUACCUUCAAAAGUGUUAGAAGGCGGGAAGUGCAAUGGAACAGUGUCUUCCCUGAAGGCAGCUACAAUGCUUCUGCUGAUCUCUUUGAUGCAAGUGCAAGAGAGGUAUCAAAACCUGUAGAAUUUCUAAAUAAAUCAUGUAAUUCUUUAAUACAGGAAGAUACUUUGACAGAGAAGGUCACAGCUCCUGAAUUGGUGCUUUGUCCUGGAGCUGUUCCUUGUAACAGUUCAAAACUGAGCUCAUCCCUACACAGGUCCCCUCGUGCUUUUAGUAAGCACAGUACGCCCAUAGCUUGCUCCUUUCAUGACUCAGAAUGCAGUUCAGUUAGUGCUCAAGACUUUGUUCCUUAUUCACAGUCGACUCCUGUGACAAAACCUCUGCAGAAAGUGUGGCCAGGGGGGGAAAGAAGUUCUUUUGUCACCCUCUUCACCCCUAAAAAUCCCACUAAAGUGCAUUCCAAAUGCAAGCGAUCUAGGUCUUCCUUUCAAAACACUCUGCUGCAGCAGCUUACUGGCAAGUUAGUGAAACGUGGGAGGCCAAGUAGCAGGGAAGACAAAGAAAGUAGUAGCUCUGCUUCACAGCAGUUCCUUAACAGCCAACUGCCUGCCAACUUUGAGGAGUGGAUCCCUCCCUCUUCAAACAAAAGGCAUAAUCCAACUGUGCCUUUAAAUUUAAAAAGAAUGUGCCGGGCUACUGACUUGCAAUCCACCUGUGGGCACACUGGCAGGGACCCUGUUCCUGAAAGCAGAGAGAACAGUGAAGAUUAUGAAAAUCUUGCCCAAAAUGAGAGACUAAGCCCUGGGGACACAACUAGUAUUGUAAGAACUCCUUUAUCUGCAGGUGUCACCAAUGCCUUAUUUUUGAAAGAUACGGUCCUGGAAACUUUUUCCCCUUCAGAAUGCAAGAAUCGCCUUUCAAGUGGAAAUUAUUCAGGAGGUAUAUUGGAAAGGCCGACUGGCUGGUCUCCUGAGUUGUUCUUCCAAGCACGGACCCCUUUUUCCAAUAAGCCAAAAUACUAGAAAAAGGAUAUUUCAAUGCUGUGUUCUUUUUAAUUAUUUCUGUUAAACUUCUGGGAAGGAUCCAGCAGGAUAAAAGAGCUAUUUAAGAACUAAAUUGUUUAUACACCUAUUGGCAUAUGUCUUGCUAAGAUGAGUUGUGUUUGUUUGCAGAUGUUUGUACCACAGAAAUGGGGAAAAUCAAAGCUUGAAGUUACUUUAUUUUAUUGUAAAUUAACUCGAGGAUGUGCAAUAAAAACUUUUGUAAAUA
Molecule: messenger RNA, 3497 nt
Organism: Pseudopipra pipra
Lineage: Eukaryota; Metazoa; Chordata; Aves; Passeriformes; Pipridae
Gene: DDIAS
Product: DNA damage induced apoptosis suppressor
Exons: 5
Coding region: 314-3250 (978 amino acids)
Biological process (GO): negative regulation of intrinsic apoptotic signaling pathway in response to DNA damage
Cellular component (GO): cytoplasm; nucleus
Source: RefSeq, a predicted model, not a curated record